Molecule: messenger RNA, 11203 nt
Organism: Oryctolagus cuniculus (rabbit)
Lineage: Eukaryota; Metazoa; Chordata; Mammalia; Lagomorpha; Leporidae
Source: RefSeq, a predicted model, not a curated record
GGGGAGAGAGAGAUCCAUCUUCCAUCCACUGGUUCACUCCUCAAAUGCCCGCAAUGGCUGGGAUGGGGCUGGGCUGAAGCCAGGAGCCAGGAGCUGCUUCUGAGUCUCUUCUGGGUGCAGGGGCUCAAGCACUUGGGCCAUCGUCCGCUGCUUUUCCAGGCCAUUAGUAGAGAGCUGGAUUGGAAGUGGACCAUCGGGAUGCUGGGACUGUAGGCAGCAGCUUAACUCACUGUACCACAACAUUGGCAUCUAUCCCAAUAUUGUUAAUUCAGCAAGUGUUUAUUUUAAUUUUUAUUCUUGCUUAUUUAGAGACAAACAGAGGGAGACAGACAGACAGCACUCAUCCGUUGGCUCACUCCCCAGAUGCUUGAGUGGCUCCUGACUGGUGCCUAACCUAGGAGCUGGGAACACAAUCCAGGUCUCCACAGUAGGUGGCAGGAAUCCAUUCCUUGAGCCAUCACCACUGGAUCCGGGGUCAGAAGCAGAGCCUGCUGUGGAAUGCAGGCUCUCCCACGUAUCCACCUAAGCUGAACUUACGCUGUAGACAUAUUUUUGUGGUUCGUGCGGAAAUCCAAGGCCCAGCGGUGUACAGACCUGUGGAAGGACCUAUCCUGGAAGUGGGCUCGAGGCCCUGUGAGCGAGGAGUCCUUGGGUUCCGGUCAGGUGGAAAGUCGCCCGUGGAGUAAACGUAGCUGUCUUCAGAAAACAAGUUAAGGAAUGAGAGACGCAGAAGACAUUCAUCUCGGAAAGAUCCCAAGCACUCUGAAAUUGUCAGGAAUGUAACGCCAAGUGCUGAGCCCGUCGCCGUCACCGGAGUGGGAGAAGUGCUUCAGGUUUAAACGACCGACUGCACUUGGAAGAGCUGCUAGACCACGGAGGCCACGCGGACACUAACAGGUGAAAGUUUUGCCAUGCGCUGAAAGGAGAGCACUGUCUGUGAAGUUCUAUCUUUAAAAAUGUCUGCUUGUAACACCUUUACUGAACACGUUUGGAAACCUGGUGAAUGCAAGAAUUGCUUUAAACCUAAAAGCUUGCACCAGCUCCCCCCGGACUCUGAGCAGGCGCCCGUCACCCACGGCAACGUGAAAACGAAUGCCAACCAGAGCAACAACCACCGCAUCAGGAACACGGGGAAUUUCCGGCCUCCUGUGGCUAAAAAACCCACGAUAGCUGUGAAGCCCACGAUGAUGGUGGCAGAUGGGCAAAGUGUGUGUGGGGAGCUUAGCAUCCAGGAACACUGCGAGAACAAGCCUGUCAUCGUGGGAUGGAACCGAAACAGGACCGCCUUGAGUCAGAAGCCGCUGAACAACAACCAGGACGACGGCGAAGGGCUUAGCCACGUUCCCAAGCCUUACGGCGGCACCGACAGCACGAAGGUCGCCAACAACAACAACAGCGGGCUGACCGAAGUGCUCAAGGAGAUCGCGGGCCUGGACGCCGCCCCUCAGACCGGGGGCAGCGAGGCCAACUCCAGGGAGACCUUCUUGGGGAGGAUAAAUGACUGCUACAAACGGUCCCUGGAGAGAAAGCUCCCCCCGAGCUGCAUGCUGGGCGGCACGAGGGACGCUCAGGGCAAGCACGUGGUUCUGAGCGGGAGCACAGAAGUGAUCAGCAACGAAGGGGGCCGGUUCUGUUACCCCGAGUUCUCCAGCGGCGAGGAGAGCGAGGAGGACGUGCUUUUCAGCAACCUGGAGGAGGAGCGCGAGAGCUGGGAUGAGAGCGACGAGGAGCUGCUGGCCAUGGAGAUCCGCAUGCGAGGGCAGCCUCGCUUCGCCAACUUCAGGGCCAACACUCUGUCUCCGGUUCGCUUCUUCGUGGACAAAAAGUGGAAUACGGUCCCCCUGCGAAACAAGUCCCUGCAGAGGAUCUGUGCUGUCGACUACGACGACAGCUACGACGAGAUCCUGAAUGGCUAUGAGGAGCGCUCCGUGGCCUCCUGCGGGCAGGAAAGUGUCCAGAGCAUGCUGUCCUCUGACUCCACCUCCCCAGACUCCUCUCUCACGGAGGAAUCCCGUUCCGAGACAGCCAGCAGUUUGUCUCAGAAGAUUUGCAAUGGGGGGUUAUCUCCUGGCAACCCAGGAGACCCCGAGGACACGAAGGAAACGGAGCCCAGUCCCGAGAGCCUCCUGGGUAGCAGUCAGGAGAAGGACCCAUCACAAGCUUCCAAAAACGCAGCCAAAGCGCCAGAGACGCACAAAGCAGUCCUCGCCCUCCGAUUAGAAGAGAAGGACGGCAAAAUCGCCGUGCAGACGGAGAAGCAGGAGGGCAAAGCCUCCACGGAUGUCGCUGGGCAAGCCGUGACCAUCAACCUCGUCCCCGUAGAAGAGCAAGCGAAGCCCUACCGAGUGGUGAACCUGGAGCAGCCACUGUGCAAGCCGUAUACGGUGGUGGACGUGUCAGCAGCCAUGGCCAGCGAACACCUCGAGGGCCCUGUCGGCAGCUCCAAGACAAAAGGCUCCGUCUCCACUCCAAGCUCUCCUGUGACAUCACCUGCGCCGACCCCAGGACAAAUAAGUGCCCAUUUCCAGAAGUCCAGUGCAAUACGAUACCAGGAAGUGUGGACUUCCAGCACCAGUCCAAGACAGAAGAUACCGAAAGUGGAGUUAAUUACCGGUGGAACUGGACCCAACGUGCCUCCCAGGAAAAACUGUCACAAGUCCGCACCUACGUCGCCCACAGCUACAAACAUUUCCUCCAAAACCAUCCCUGUCAAGUCACCGAACUUGUCCGAAAUAAAGUUCAAUAGUUACAACAAUGCCGGGAUGCCGCCUUUCCCCAUCAUCAUUCACGACGAGCCCACGUACGCUCGGAGUUCCAAAAAUGCCAUCAAAGUGCCCAUUGUCAUCAAUCCGAAUGCAUACGACAAUCUGGCCAUCUACAAAAGUUUUCUGGGGACAAGUGGGGAGCUCUCGGUGAAGGAGAAAACCACGAGCGUCAUCAGCCACACUUACGAGGAAAUAGAAACCGAGAGCCACGCCGGGGCCCCGGAUAAGGCCACUGGCAAACCCGCCGACUGCCCCCAGGCCAAGGCGUCUUCCAACAGCGCAGAGCGGAAAAGGGGCUCCGUGGCCCAGAAGGUGCAGGAGUUUAACAGCUGUCUCAGCAGGGGCCAGUCUUCACCGCAGAGGAGCUACAGUUCCAGCCACAGCUCCCCAGCGAAGAUCCAGAGAAGCGCUCGGGAGCCCGUGGCCAAAACGGAGUCCCAGGAGUCCCCGGCGGCGGGUGGCAGCCGGGAGAAAGCCAGCGCGGUGCUCUCUCAGAUCGUGGCUUCCAUCCAGCCCCCACCGUCCCCCCCGGAGGUCCCGCCGUCCAGCCCGAAGGCGUGCAGUGCCGACGAGAGCGCCCCGAAGAGCACACCCGUCCGGCCCCAAUCCCUCUUCACCACGCAGCCCAGUGGGGAGGCCGAAGCACCUCAGACCACCGAAAGUCCCACCACCAGCAAAGGACCGAGAGAUCCCCUCCCAAAGCCUGUCACCUCUCCUCCCUCCAAAUUAGUGGGCAGCCCCCAGGGCGAGCCCCCACCCCCCUUCCCCCCGCCCCGCUCCACUUCCUCCCCUUACCACGCAGGGAACCUUCUGCAGAGGCAUUUCACCAACUGGGCCAAGCCCACCAGCCCCGUGCGGUCGACAGAGGCCGAGUCCGUGCUGCCCUCCGAAGGCAGCCGGCGGGCAGCUGACGCGAAGCCCAAGCGCUGGAUAUCCUUCAAAAGCUUCUUCCGCCGCCGGAAAACGGACGAGGACGACGACAAAGAGAAAGAGCGGGAGAAGGGGAGGCUGGUGGGCCUGGACGGCACGGUCAUCCACAUGCUGCCGCCCCCUCCAGUGCAGCGCCAUCACUGGUUCACAGAGGCGAAGGGAGAGUCGAGCGAGAAGCCAGCGCUCGUCUUCAUGUACAGGUGUGACCCUGCGCAAGGCCAGCUCGGCGUGGACCAGAGCAAGGCUGGGGCAGGCCAGGCCGCGGCUUCAGAGCAGGGCAGAGCGGAGGACGUGCUGUCGCCGGACUCGGAGAAGAAGGAAAGGAGUCACCCUUCCCCGUCACAGGCCCUUCAGAAACGUCUCAGUCACGUGACCCGUGGAGUGACAGAGGACUUUUCUCCUCGGGAUCCAAGAACAGUUGCUGUGAAGCAAGGUGGCGCGGAUGGCACGUCCAUGGCCCCUGCAUUGCCCCUGCCUGCCCUGGAAAAGGAAGAGGAGAAGGAGGACACUUCAGAUCCCCUGGACCUGAGCCCCUGUAGUGCAACAUACAGCAAUUUGGGGCAGUCCAGAGCAGCCAUGAUACCUCCCAAGCACCCCCGGCAGCCCAAGGGCGCUCUGGACGAUGCCAUCGCCUUUGGGGGAAAAGCAGACCAAGAAGCCCCUAAUAUUUCCCACCCUACACCACCCCCACUGCCAAAGAAGAUGAUCAUCAGAGCCAACACAGAGCCAAUCUCCAAAGAACUCCAGAAAUCCAUGGAGAGCAGCCUUUGUGUCCUGGCUAACCCCACCUAUGAUAUCGACCCCAACUGGGAUGCCAGCAGCGCUGGCUCCUCCGUCAGCUAUGAACUCAAGGGGCUGGACAUUGAGUCUUGUGACUCCUUGGAGAGACCUCUGCACAGGGAGAGACCCGUCCCCUCGGCCGCAAACAGCGUCUCCAGCUUGACCGCUCUCAGUAUUAAGGACCGGUUUUCCAACAGCACGGAGUCCCUGUCCAGCCGACGGGGUCCCUCCUCUAGACAGGGCCGAGGCAUCCAGAAGCCACAGAGACAAGCACUUUACCGAGGACUGGAGAAUCGGGAGGAAGUGGUGGGCAAAAUCCGCAGCCUUCACACGGACGCCUUGAAGAAGCUGGCCGCUCAGUGUGAAGACCUCUUCAUGGCUGGCCAGAAAGACCAGCUCCGUUUUGGGGUGGACAGCUGGUCAGACUUCCGGCUAACCAGCGACAAGCCGUGCUGCGAGGCAGGCGAUGCUGUUUACUACACCGCCUCCUAUGCGAAGGAUCCGCUGAGUAACUACGCGGUCAAGAUCUGUAAGAGCAAGGCUAAAGAGUCCCAGCAGUAUUAUCACAGCCUGGCCGUCCGGCAGAGCCUGGCCGUCCAUUUUAACAUCCAGCAGGACUGCGGCCACUUCCUGGCCGAGGUCCCCAGCCGGCUGCUUCCCUGGGAGGACCCCGAUGCCCCUGGAAAGGAAGACGACGAAGUGGAAGAGAAUGGAGCAGGGGCGGAAGGGGGGACCGGCGGCACACCCCCAGAGCCGUGCUCCGAAACAGAGGCGUCCCGGAAGGAGGGCCAGGGCGGCGCGGGCCGGCGGCAGAGAAGCCACGUCGUGGUCAUCACCCGGGAGGUCCCCCACCUCACCGUGGCCGACUUCGUGCGGGACUCUCUGGCCCACCACGGGAAAAGCCCGGAUGUGUACGAGAGGCAGGUGUGCCUGCUGCUGUUACAGCUCUGCUCUGGCCUCGAGCACCUCAAGCCCUACCACGUCACUCACUGCGACCUUCGGCUGGAGAACCUGCUGCUUGUCCACUACCAGCCGGGGGGCCCGGGGCCCGCGGAGCCCGGCCCCGCCUCGUCUUGUCCCACGCGCCUCCUCGUGAGCAACUUCUCGCAGGCCAAGCAGAAGAGCCACCUGGUGGACCCCGACAUCCUCCGGGACCAGUCGCGCCUGGCCCCGGAGAUCAUCACGGCCACCCAGUACAAGAAGUGCGACGAGUUCCAGACCGGCAUCCUCAUCUAUGAGAUGCUGCACCUGCCCAACCCCUUCGACGAGCACCCCGAGCUGAAGGAGAAGGAGUACACGCGGGCGGACCUGCCACGCAUCCCGCUGCGCUCCCACUACUCGCGGGGCCUGCAGCAGCUGGCCAGCUGCCUCCUGAACCCCAACCCUUCCGAGCGGAUCCUCAUCUCCGACGCCAAAGGCAUCCUGCAGUGUCUGCUCUGGGGCCCCCGGGAGGAUCUCUUCCAGACGCUCAGCGCCUCCCCGAGCCUGGCGCAGAGGAGCGCGCUGCUCCAGAACUGGCUGGACAUCAAGCGGACGCUGCUGAUGAUCAAGUUCGCAGAGAAGUCGCUGGACAGGGAGGCCGGCGUGAGCCUCGAGGACUGGCUGUGCGCGCAGUACUUGGCCUUCGCCACCACGGACUCCCUCGGCUGCAUCGUGAAGAUCCUGCAACACCGUUAAUGCCACCCGGAUGCUGCUUUUUCUACCUUUUCACCUUCUUCAUGUUCUGACACUCCUCCUCCUCCCUCGUACUCACAGAAUUACAGACAGACAGACGGACGGACGGACAACCCUCCCGUCUCCGUCCCCGAACAAACGAGUCCGUGCCGGGUGAAAGCUGGGUCAGCUGUCUGGACGUGCACCUGCCGGCCCCGGGGCCUGCUCCAUCCUCGUGCCCCCUCCCCCACCGGGACGCGGGCAGGAGGUGACUCGCAUGUUCCAGGCUGCGUCCAGUUCCUCCUGGAGUGUGAAGAGCGCGUCUCUUGUCAGCACCAAGUAUUUAUUCCCGCUGGCGAGAGACAUCCGUAGGAGUGACAGCAGACCCCUCCACUCCGGUGUCCCCGCCUCGACUCUGGGACCAGGCAGAGCGUCAGCCCCUGGUUCCCUGUGCCCUUCCCAUAGCCUCUGAUUAGCAGGUGGCAGAGGGACCAGGCGAGAGUCCCACCCUCGGGUCGCCUCUGGCGUCCGGAAGUGUGUGUCUUGCACACAGAGGCCGGCCCUGGGAGCCCCCUCCCCGGCACUGUCACUGCCAGGCCUCCUUCCCCGGGUCUGUCCACCUGUGUCGGGGAAGUGUGCGUUUCUCAGGCACCUGUGGCCCGGCACAGCUGGCCCGGUGCCUCCACGGGGUGGGGUGCAAUUCAGGGCCUCGAAACAGCCGGCGGGAUGUGAGGAGGUGGUGGGUCACGGGCGCCCUUCUUCAGGGGCCCGCGGGGAACAGAGCCCAAAGUGCCGUUCCUUGCUGGCUGGCAGAGCUGGCAGCCUUGGCAGCCGGGGCUGCUGGGGCCUGGACCAGGGCUUCCCCCGCCCCAGGCAGUCAUUGGCCGGCUUCCUGCUGUCCGUUGCCAGUGUUAACUGGUCUACCUAGGGCUAUAGAGAACAGCGCCGAAUGAAGCGGCCGAGCGCUGAGAUCCCCCUGCAGGGCAGGCGGCCCGGCUGGGGGGUGACCGGGCGGCGGGGAGCAGGCUGCUGCUUUGACUCCCUGGUGGCCGUGGAGGACGGCUGGGGGCGGGCCGAGCGCCGCGGCCCUGCCUGCAGAUCCAUGUGCAAUCUGAGUGUGGCCUUGGACAGCUGCACGUGACGGUGGUUUAGCUGCAACUUCACCCGAAGCGAGAGCUACGGGAACCCCCUCCUGCGCCCCUUGGCACAUAUUAGCGCUGAGACAAGUGUCCCUUCUACCCGGGUGUGUGUGUGUGUGCGUGUGUGUGUGUGUGCGUGUGUGUGUGUGUGCGUGCGUGUGUACACACACUGCUGUGCUUGUCUUAUUCAAAACUGUGACUAUCUGUUUACUUCAGCCUUGAAAUCCCAAGAGUCGCUCAAGCACGGCGUGUGUGUUCGCGUGUGUGCGCGCACGCUUGCACGCGUGCCGGGAGCAGGGGCCAGGCCUCCGGGGCAGCAACCUGUGGCGGGCUUCACAGACUCUGCGCCCAGCGGCGGGCGAGCCCCGGCGCCCUGUCCACCAGCGCGGGGUUUCCUGCGAGCCGAGGCGGACCACGCCGUCUUCCGGCCUCGGAAGCUCUGACCCCGGUGCGUUUUUCACGGCCUUUGGUGCGAUUGCCCUGCGUCAGAGAGCAUGCAAGGAAGGAGAAGAAUGUAUUUCCCUGUGCUCUUCUGUCUGUCGGGGAAGCGGCCGUGUGAGGCCCCGCCGUGGAGCACGUCCUGGCCUGGCCAGCAGUGGGGACUCCCAGCCAAGAGGGCUGGUCGGCCCGCAGAGAGUUCCGCCUCCUGUCGCCGGAUGCGAGGCUCUGCCCCCGGGGAUGGCUGCAGAGCUGGCGCGGCGCUGUGCCCCGGCGCGGCUGUGGCGUGGCUGUGUCAUUGCCAGCAGGCUGGGGCGGGGCUCGCUGUGGCACAGCCCAUGUGCACUGCACUCCCUGCCUGGCCGCCCAGCCCCUGGCCCGCCCCCGCAGCCGUUCUCCCUGUCACUCUCGCGGUGCCUUGGCCACAUAAAUUCGAAUGUGGUGACGCAGUUAAUGCAGAACGUGCCCUGGCCCCUCCGUUGGUUAUGUUUCCAGGCAUGUCUCUGUUUUCGUUUUUUAUCUGUUAAGACUCGUCUCCAGUCUUCAUUUUAACCCUCCAGGAGAAGCAGCACGGCCCCCUCCCCACCUUAUCGAAGCGCACUGUCCACCGAGCACCCCCGCUCGCCACAGCCACAGCCACAGCCACAGCCACAGCCACAGCCACGGCCGGCUAGCACUGCUUCUGUAUGCACGCUUGGCAGGGGCGAAAGACGAGCGCCAGCCGGUCAGAGAGGGGCCUCGCGCGGGUUUUUCUCUGGGUGGUGGGCGCAGAACGACGGUGGGGAGCGCCAGGGACGGUCCUCAGACUGCUUCCCCGGGGGGUGGGGCUCAGCCACACACAGCACAGGUGGUUCCCUCUCCAUUUACACUGCCGUGGGGACUUUGAAUUCAUUCUUUGACGCGGGAGGAAUCCUGCUUCCCCCGCUGUCCACCCACACGUGUCCCAGAAGCACGCUCGUGUGAGUUCUGGAUUGCGACUAGCACAGGCUUACAGUUUCCUCGAGUAACACUGAGCUACCGUCUUCCAGAGCGAUCGGCGUUCUUGUCUCUGCUGCUGAAGUCUGUCCUGUGGCUCCUUGGGUUUAUAUCGAGAGUCUGAGCACUGAAGCCCACACUGGCACUUUCCUUAGCCCCCUGGGCCUGGGCAGCCUCGGCCACACUCAGGUGCUUCGCAGGUGGCCGGUGGCCCGAGUCGCCCAGAGCCAGCCCUUAACGGGCGGCGCCCGGCCCUGCAGGCAGGGGGACACGGGGCCGUGAGCAGCUCCCGACGCCGUGCCGGGGAGGCCCUCGGGUCUCCAGGCGCCGAUGGGAGGCCCGGGGCUGAUCCGAGAGGUCGCAGUAACCUGUGGGACCUCAGCACCAGAGCCCAGGAUGAGCCCCGCCGGCUCCGGGGCCAGGUCUGAACUGGAGGCCAGCACGGCGGCAGUGAGGUCCAGGGCGUGCCCUCAGAAGGUGAGCUGGAUGAGGCAGAGGGCAGCCCGGGCACCCGGCGGCCCCACCUGCUCCCGUGGGGGCUGAACGCCAUCAGAUUAGGGGACCCGUGUUCCUGCCAAACUCCGAGUCGGUUCGUGACCACGGAGGGCCACAGCCAAGGCACCCGAGGCCUGAGGAACAUUCACGACACUUAUGGGAGUCAAACUAAAGCUGUCCUGUCGAGUUCCCAGUGCCGUGUAAUUCCCAGGUGAGACCCCUGGGACGCACUGCGUGGCACCGGGCAGCUUCCCACAUGUAGGUCAUUCUUGCUCUGGUCUCAGGAGUGCCCGGCCUUUGGUUGUGCCCCGGUUAGGACCUGUUCCCUGUCCCGCCAGCAGGGGGCCGAGGAGAUGCUGGCCAGGCCUAGCCCCGCCUGUUUCUCGCGGCUCCAGCUGUCCGGAGGGCCGCAGGGCCCCACUUCCACGCCCCUCGCUGGCUGCGGAGGGUUGGACGUGCCGGUCCAGCCUGAUGAGCCGCAGCACGGCUGCCCACGAGGCUGGAAUGUUAGUUUUACCUCACUGAAGCUCCUUCCCCAAGGCCUGCAGUGCUGUGCGAGGCCGGACCGAGGGGCCGCUCCGGCUGAUGUGUGCGCCCAAGUCCAGCUGCCCGUGCCUGCCGAGCUCUGGGAGUGGGCUCCGUGGGCCAGAACCGGGGUCCCCAGGGAGGUCCGAGGAGCUGCAGUGCAAGCCGCUAGGUAGAGAUUAUACCAAAGAAACAGCCUCUGUCCUGGUGCUUCGGCAGCGAUGAGCUGUGCCGGGACCAAGCCCACGGGCAGGGAGCUGGCACACGGACCGCGGCAGGGUGUUCAAACCCUCAGAACACCUGCUUUCUUGUUAAGAAGUCCGUUAAGAAGCCCAUGCAGUAAAUUAAGAGAAAAACGUAGAAGAUGAUGAUGAAACCCUGAGCAGACAGAGCCCUCCAGGACUGGGGAGAAGAGACCGGCCCUCUCCUGCUACCCGGCAGUCCUGGCCACGGCCACCGCCACGGCCACGGCCACGGCCACGGCCACUCCUCAGCUGGGGAGCACCGGACCCCGGUGACAGCGAGAGCUGAAGGGUUUUCCUUGUUUGUUUGUUUGUUUUUUUUAAACUAGAGGUCAUGAUAGUUUCAAUAAGUUUGUUUAAACAGCCCUUGGGACAUUCUUAGCAAACUGCACCAUGUUUAUAAAGCUUCCUGCAGAGGCAUUCCCCGCCCGUCACCACCAUCCCUCCGUGCCCAGAACGCACAGGUGCUACCCAGCCGCCCAGCGCCCCCACCCCGCAGCCGUGAGAGAUCAGAACAGGCUGUUACAGCGGCGCCGGGGCAGCUUCCCGCCGGGGUGGGCAGCUGGGCCCCGCGCCUGGGACGGCCCACCCAGAGGGUCUCCCCUCCCCCACCACGGUCCAGCUUCUCACCUUGGACCCAUCCCACCCACCCCCUUGUGGGCUUUUUUUUUUUUUUUUUAAUUUUUUCCCUAAUCAAGAAAGUUUCAGGGAAUCAAAAGAGGUCGGGAAUUUUUUAACCUAGCAGAAGUACAGAGUUAUAUAUUUUGCUACGAAUAUUAUUGUAGUCCAGAGAACCCACUUUGCCUGUUGGGGUGUGCGUGUGCGUGCGUGUGUGUGCGUGUGUGUGUGUGUGUGUGUGUGUGUCUGCACCCACGAUGACUUGAAUGUUGAGCCAGCCCGAUGGCUUCAGGGUAGCAUUUCGGAAAGGUUAAACCACACUGCUCCAGGAAACGCUGCACACAGUCCCUGGGCAUCCCUUCCCCCACCAGUUCCAGAGAGUGCUGUGCGUGCGGACACAGUGGUGAGGGCUCGUCUGCGGGCGGAGACCAAGUGGCCGCCCCGGCGAUGCGAGUCGCGACAGCCCUCCUCCAGUCCCUCCGCGUCCCCGCUUCCCAGGGCCUCGCCUCUCCACCUGCCCCCUCACCCCCGAGAGUCCCCUCGGCCACCGGGGCGCCACCCUCUGGUUUGCUGUGGUACUUUGCUGUGUACUCCGUGGCAUCAUGUAACUGUGUAAAUAAACUCAUUUUCAUACACACGACAA